This is a messenger RNA of Trypanosoma grayi, 348 nucleotides long. Its product is annotated as small nuclear ribonucleoprotein SmD3. The transcript has a single exon. NCBI's taxonomy places the organism in Eukaryota, Euglenozoa, Kinetoplastea, Trypanosomatida, Trypanosomatidae. Gene Ontology annotation, cellular component: U12-type spliceosomal complex; U4 snRNP; precatalytic spliceosome. Gene Ontology annotation, biological process: spliceosomal snRNP assembly; RNA processing. Gene Ontology annotation, molecular function: RNA binding. The coding region runs from base 1 to 348 and encodes 115 amino acids. The record is from RefSeq and is a predicted model, not a curated record.
AUGAGCGCGUCUAGUAUUCCGCUGAAGGUGCUGUUCGACGCCAUCGGCACGACAGUUUCACUGGAGGUAUCUAAUGGCGAGCUCUACACGGGCACUCUGAGUGAGGUCCAGGAUAACAUGAACGUACUGCUCACAUCUGCGAAGAAGACGAUGAAGUCGGGGCGUAUAGUGGAGCAAAAGAGCGUGUUUGUUCGCGGCUCCACCAUUGUGUUCUUUCAGCUGCCGGACGCCCUGCAGACCAGCCCGGCGUUGGUGAAGGCGGGGCAGGCGGUGUCCAACGCCCUGGAUGACAGGGGAGAUGGCAAGGGAUUUGGUGCGCAACGCGCCGCCAAACGCGCACGCAAAUAA